UAUAUAGUUUCUCCUUAAGGGAUUUUUUUUGUUGAAAUUCCUGCUGAGUUUUGUAACCAGAUUUAUAGAAAUUAUUUAGAGUUUUGCCGAGACUUCCCCAAUUUGGAGUUUUUAUUUUACUACAUGUCUUGGUGAGUUAAAACACUUUUUUUAAAACAAAAGGAGAAGAAGAAGGAGACACAGUGGUAUUUCCAAACCCAAGCAUUCUCAGAAAUGCAAUUCUGUUGCCCUUCACAUACAAAAAGCAACUUGGAUAUAUACACAAUAAUUGAGUCAUAGCUUUCUUUUCCUGUCCUAACUAUAGACAUUGCUCCUUUGUCUUCUAGAAUGUCAUAUUGCAGAGAAGUCUCAGGCCAGACCAACUUCUGUUCCUUUCUACGUAGCCUUUUAAUUCACAUAUUUUCUUGGGGGGAAUCUAGGUUCAGUUCACUUUUAAUAAUUUACCUGAGGUACAGUAUGCCUUUCACUCUGCUAAUACGCCCAGGGAUGCUUUCACGUCCACCAGCCCCGUUCUUGUCUUUGGGAGCAGCCAACAACUCUGACAUCUCUGUUCAUCGUUCAUCUCAACAUUACCUGACAUCUCUGUUCUCUCUAUCAUCUCCCCUUCCAGUGUUUUAAUUGCAGGUCCUUUUUGCUAAACUUCUGGUCCUUUGUCUGUGAAUUCAAGAGUUUUCUCAGGUUUGUCCUCUGCAACCCUCAUUCGCUUUGUGGCUUCCAUUCUGUUCUUUAGCACUGCUGAUGCAGACUUCAGUUCUCUUUGUGCAUUUGGAGUUUCCGUGCAAUUCUCCGUUUUCUCCCCCAGAUACAUGCUGGCACCUUGUCAUCUCAGCCUUUUCUUUCUUCAAGUACUCUGCUCCUACUUCCAGGAGAAUUCUAGUGAAAACCUUCCUGAAAAUUCCUUCCAAAUCCUCCAGUAAACAUGUCUCGAGAGUUCUGUUUCUUUCAGUCUUCAGGAUGAUGUGCCCCUUCCCUUGUUUUGAGAAAAAUUUUCAGAAUCCCCAUGUUUUUAACAUUACUAACGCUAUUUCAUGCAUACAGAAUUGUAUAAAAUGUAAUAUAAUGAAUACCUCUGGACGACCCCCCACACACGACUUCUUUGUCCUCUUUAUCCUGAAAAGGAGUACCAUCUCUUAGACUCAGUAUUGACGGAGUUCUGCACAGAUAUGUGGCUUGCUCUCGGCCCCGCUCUCUGUCCCUCGGGACAAUGGCUGGAUCCCUCGCCAGGCCUGCAGUGGGAAGGCCCACUAUUCCGCAUGAAAGCUGCUCUAACAGUUCAACAUUACUGCUGGUGACGCAGCAGAACCUCUUGUCAGCCGCUUCAUCUAGGACCCAAAUUUUCCAUCUCUACUUCCCAGUCCUUGUGCCUCUUCCCCCUGAACUGCUUCUCCACACAAUUCUACAGCUUCUGCUUAUUUGUGGUUUCAGUUACCUCGUGACUUUUGCUCACUCCCUGCUUUCAUAUUUCUCUCAGUUUGGGGCCACUCUUCCCUCUGAUGACUCUCUCAAGUUGUCUUGAAGUCAAGUUUCCCAAGAAUUCAUCACUGGUCAGUCAUCACGCAGAGAGGGUACCUCUGCUGGGCAGAGUGCUCAAGCUACCUCAUAGGUCUCUGGCUACAUGUCUGCCCUUGGGUCAGCAACUCAUUCCUGGAUCAGUCAGCUGUGGCCCAGAUAAUGGGGUCUGUGUCAGUCAGCUAUUGGUGUAGAACAAAAAAGCCCACAAAGUCUGAGUGACAUACAAAUAUAAGCAUUUAUUUCACUCAUACAUGUCUGGGUUAUUGGGGUCAGCUGAUCUGGGCCUUUUCCUUGUAUGUUAUGCCUUCCUUUUACCAGUGGGAUAACUUGGACAUGUUCUUCCCACGGCAGUGAUGGGGCACAAGAUUUCACGCAGCAACAGAGAAUGCCUCUUAAGGCCCAGGCUCAAACUGAGAUAUUGUUGAUCCGGCCCACAUUCCACUGUGCCCAUAUUUUGGGAAGUACAAUCUACCUCUAGUGGGAGUGACUACAAAAUGAGAUAGCAAAGAGCAAAGAGGACUGAACAAUCAGAACAAACAGUUUUCAAUUUUUACUACAGAAUCACAUGGUCACAUAGCCAUAAGCUAUAAAGCUCAGUGUGCUAACCCGUCUGUACAGAACCCCUCAAAGGAGCCUGCAGGGAUGACAGGCAGUCUGACGCUUCUCAGAAAGAGGCAGGGUGACAAGUUAAAGGAUGCCUUUGCAACACUCACAAGCAACCACUUCCAGGAUUUAAAAUAUGCCUUCUAAAACACAGGAGAAUGCAAAAAUUCUCAUGCAAAGAGGCAGAAAAUUUAAUGAGAGAGACAUGAAAAACAACAUGGAAAUCUUUAAAGCAUUAAACAAGACGACAGAAGCAAAACCAAGCAUCAGUUAUCACAAUAAUUGUCUAUGAGUCAGAGGCAGACAGUUAGGGGAGGUUCAAAGUAUUUUCUUUUUCAGAUAUCCUCUGAUUCAAGAGGUAAAUUCCUUCGUAGAUUUUUCUCAAUCCAGCUCCUCUGUCUUAUAAAUAGUAGGAAUCCCUCCCGGAUUCUGGCAUUCAUCUUGAGUGGUAAGUUUUCUCCAUUUUCCAUGUCUCUGUAGUGGUUUGAGUGGGCUGUUGGGACAAGCUACAACCAAGGCCACUGGCUGGAUACCACUCUGUGUGACAUUCUCAUCGCAUGCCUCUGAAGUCCUGCAGCACUUCCUGCCCCCUCAUCUCUUCCACGGCACUACCACAUCCUACUGGGGCCUUUGCUCUCCUUUUUGUUUUGGAGGCCCAGAUCUAGCUCUCAUGCAUACAACUGUGAACGCCCACAGUCUCCAGCACAAGGUUCUGUCCAUAUCCAGGGCUUAAUGAAUUAACUCCGUAUCAGAAAAGACUCUCUACAAUGCAGUUGACAGAAACACAACUCAAACUGGUUUACAAAAUCAAAACUUUCCAAGGAAUGACCAGGCUUCAGGCAUGGCUGGAUCAGUAAGUUCAAAAGAUGUCAUCAAGACUUAGUCUCUCUCCAUCUCUUGAUUGUUCUUUCCUCUGGAUUGACUUCACUCUCCAACAGGAAGGCCCUCCCUCAUGACGACAAUAUGCCACCAGCAACUUCAGCACCCCAACAAAAACAGAACGUCUUUGACCUCAGAUCAUCAACAAAAAAAACCAGAAAUUGAUUCUCACGAGACUGGUUUAGACCACGUGGCCCUUGCUGAAUCAGACACUGAGGUCAGAGGAUGGAAUAGUCUAAUCGGUCAGGCCUCAGUCCAGAGCCCACCCUGAAAGACAGGCGGUGUCCUCAGCCAGAGAUGAGUUUGUUAAACAAAUAGUGACAAGAAGAAAUGAAAAGACAACAAAUGUCCACUGCCAUCUUCUUAGUUUCUUUCCAGGAGGAACCCUCCCUUUGGGACUAAUUAGAACGAUGAGGCCACCGUACCUCUGCUUAGUGCAUCCUGGUUUACAAAAUACUUCUCACAUUGUCCCAUUUAAUCCUCACAACCAGCCCCCAAGCCAAGCGGCAUCACCAUACCCUUCAAACAGCUGAGGCAACUGAGACUUAGAGAUAUUAAGGGCUUGGCUGAGUCAAAGAGCAGGUAAGGAGCCAACAGAGGGGCUGUAGAGAGGUGAGUGCAGAACAAGAGGAUGAAACACUGACCCCCCCGGCAACUUCCUCUGUGUGUCAAGCUCCCCCUCCUCCUCCACCACAUCCUCCACUGCACUUCACCUCCUCUUUGCCCAGUCUCGGGCCUCUCUCCCUUAUCAUCGAUCCUGCUUGCUUCUGCCACACCUCUUCCCUGACCUUUGCUCCUUGCUCCAGGCUUGUUUUCCUCUGGACCUGGAAACCACGGGCUCACUUUCACUGACUGCCUGUCCUUCUCAACUGCCUCACCAUGUGUACGGGAAAGUGCGCCCGCUUCUUGGGGCUCACCCUCAUCCCCCUUUCCCUGGUCUGCAUCGUGGCCAACGCCCUCCUGCUGGUGCCUAACGGGGAGACUGCCUGGACCAACCACCUCAGCUUGCAAGUCUGGCUCAUGGCUGGCUUCAUCGGUGGGGGCCUGAUGGUACUGUGUCCAGGAAUCGCAGCCGUUCGGGCAGGAGGCAAGGGCUGCUGUGGGGCAGGCUGCUGUGGAAACCGCUGCAGGAUGCUGCGCUCGGUCUUCUGCUCGGCGUUCGGGGUGCUAGGUGCCAUCUACUGCCUUUCGGUAUCGGGAACUGGGCUCCGAAGUGGACCCUACUGCUUAGUGAACGGCACGUGGGACUACCACUUCGAAGAGACCUUAGGCUCCUACCUGCUCAACCGCACCCAGUGGGAUUUGUGCGAGAAGCCGCCUGGUGUGGUCUACUGGAAUGUGACGCUCUUCUCGCUGCUGGUGGCUGCCUCGUGCCUGGAGAUCGUGCUGUGUGGGGUGCAGCUGGUGAACGCGGCCAUUGGUGUCUUCUGUGGCGAUUGCAGGAAGGAGGUGGGACGGCGUGAGGUGGAGUUGUAGAGGGAACCUGCUUGCUUCCUGGCUGUGUCUUCACUUUCUCUUUUCCGCAGGACGCCCCUCACUGAGGCUCCACGGACUGCCCUGCUCGCUCCUGGACGCCCACCUGGCCCGCCCCAGCCCUGGAAUAAACUGUUUUGAGCUCU
This is a messenger RNA of Equus caballus (horse), 4613 nucleotides long. The record is from RefSeq and is a predicted model, not a curated record. NCBI's taxonomy places the organism in Eukaryota, Metazoa, Chordata, Mammalia, Perissodactyla, Equidae.